UGUGUUUAUGUGUGUGUUUGAGAGAGACAGAGGGGGUAUGAAACAUUGCUGCUCAUCUAAUCUCUCAGAGUGAUGGAGUUUCAUCAUGCUUAGAGGGGAGGAUUUCGCUCCAGCUGUACACGGAAAAUAUAAAGUAUGGGCUCAUUCACCUAGUGCUUUCUUCACAGACGCCUGCAUGAUAAUCCCAAUCUGAGGCCAUUAGUGCGCAGAGAGAGCGGGCAAGUGAGUGGAGGGCAGAGAGAGAGGGAGGGGGGACUGGACAGAGAAGAGCAGCGGAGAGGGAGAAGCUUUUAAAGGAUUUGGCUGUGAUUUCUACAUUCUCCUGCUGCACUUCUCUCAGGUUCUGCCACGAAACCCCGAAGCCUCAAACAGCUGUUUCUUUCAUUCCUCUUACAGAGAACAGGGAUUUAGUAAUGAGAGCAUUAUUCUCACCGUCUUUCAGCCUUUGAUGGUGCUGAAAGACAGUGAGAUGACAGAAAAAUACCUUUUGGUGAAGAGAAAACAACCAGAAUUUUGAUCCAUUCCUGACAUUUCUGGACCAUGUUUGGAGACCUGCCUGCUGGACCUGCUGAGAUGGGUAGGUCGAAGACUGAUCCCUGAAAAAUGGAUAGGUAAGACCUGGACUUUAAUCUUCUCUGUAACAGUUGUGUGAUUUACUAAGUUUCUGUUGUCUCGAGUAAUGUCUGUCAAACUUUAAACGAUUGAUUUGUGCAGAAGACUAGGAUGUGAGACGAUCAUUUUAAAGGAUUUGAAAUCAAACACCGCAUCAGAGUAAAUGUGCAGAGAUUGGAGUAUUUCUUAGAUGUUUGGAAGGUGAAUCGGAAACACAUUUUUUACCCAAGAAUGUGACUUAUAAAGUGCAGAGAAAACGAACCCACUCCAGGCUCUGAAGCAUGAAAUGUGACAGUUUACGUGAUGUUUUCUGUCUUGCAAAAUUUAUGGUGUUUUCCAUCAUCGGCUCUCAGCUCUUCGUGAUAAAAGCCUCCAGCGUUUCUAUCUGAAAACCCCUCUACGCCAGCUCCUUUUGGAACCGUUUUCUCUUCGAUGUUCUAAUUUUAAAUCCCAAAACCAGACAUCGCUUCAUAUUUACUGUUUUUGUGUCAAAAACCAAAUUCAUUCAUUUUAUUGGCACUUUAACACAAGAUAUUUGCCCCCGAAACAAAAAAACAUGAAAAUUAAAUCCAAAUAUUCAGGAGAAUAUUCUGAAUAGAUGCAGAAUUGUUGUCCUCACCCAUCUGUGUUGAGUUUUGUUGCGUGGACAGAUCUAUGGACAUGAUUAUUCCAUUCAUUCAGUUCCACAGUCUCCUGGGUUCUCCGAAGAUGCUCAACCUCUGUGUGGACUGAAGUCUUCAAAAAAAAACUCCUGAGUUUAUUUGACUGAAUUCAAAUGGACCUCUUGAACGUAACCUCUGUUUUUACGAGGAGAUUCUUAUUCAUGAAUAUGAUGUAUUCUCAGAAUCCCAUCUUUCUUGACUAAAGAGAUGAUAUCAGCGCCCCAUGACGACCCACUCAGCCCACUGAGCUGGUCUUUAUUUUAUCACAUCAGUAGGUUUUGCGUAUCUGGAAGUCAUCUGUGUGUCUUUGCAGAAUGCUUUGCUCACCUUUUACUGGAAAACUGCCUCUGUGAACCCCAGCAGCAGAGCGGUGACGACUGGGUGCUGCACAGGGACUGCACAGCUGUUAAAUGUUGCACAUCGAGCUGCCAGAUCUCACAGUGGCCCUUCUGGUUAAUUUACCAGUUUACCCAUUCAACUGUAAUGAGCAUUUAUUUGAUAUUCAGAUGGUUUCCAUGUGAGACUGUGGAUUUGGACACUGCUGCAUUUUUCUCUCACUAUUUUUUUUGCUUCUCAAAAUGAUGUUUUAGCUCUAAUAGAAUAUUGCUGCUUUAGUAACGCCAACGAGACGUAUAUGACUGAACAUUGACGUCUAUAACAGCUACACCCCUUACAUCAUCGGGACUUUUCUAGGGGGAGGGGUUACCUAAUUUUAGCUGAAACCUGAUUUCGACAGCUUAUAUACUUGGGUUUUAUUUUAAAUAUUUAAAUGUAGCUUUAUUUAUUUAUACUGAACCUGAGGGCACACAAGAGUGUAACAAACUAGAAAAUUGGUUUCCCGUGUCCACGAUGUCUGGUUAUGCACAAAAAACAACUCCGUAUACACAAAUUUGACUAUUAAGCGAAGCAUGGUCACACUUAGCUGCUAAUUUUGCGAUGUAUUACUAAUCAGACAUUUUGAAAGCAUCCAAACAAUAACAUGCACGUGAACCGUGAGCAGAACAAGAUUUUGAAGGGUUUUAAAAGGGUGAAGAGCUUUUAUAUCUAAAUCCUCUGGACUGUUAUCAACUGAAUGAGUUUAUGAAACAUUAAGAAUAUAAUCAGGAAUUUCACAGCCUGUCUUUUCUGUCUUCAGGUACCAGCGGUAGAGACGGAGGCUGUCAGUACCUCUGCAGGCCAUCAUGAUGACAUCUUCAUCCCUUCUGUUCCUCUGGCUUAGUUUGUUGCUUAGAUACCAGAUAUGGCUGCAGCUGCUCUGGCUCGGUCCAGCCUCUCAGGCCCAGCAGGGCACCCAGCCUCAGUCCAUCAAAAUCGAGGGUGACAUCACCCUGGGGGGGCUCUUCCCUGUCCAUGCUCGGGGACCUGCUGGGAUUCCCUGUGGAGAGAUCAAGAGAGAAAAGGGAAUCCACCGGCUCGAGGCCCUGCUGUACGCCUUGGACCAGAUUAACAACGACCCCGACCUGCUUCCUAACAUCACUCUGGGAGCUCGAAUACUGGACACCUGCUCCAGAGACACCUACGCUCUGGAGCAGUCCCUCACAUUCGUCCAGGCCCUCAUCCAGAAGGACAACUCUGACGUGCGCUGCUCAAACGGAGAACCCCCCAUCAUCCCCAAACCAGAGCGGGUGGUUGGAGUGAUCGGUGCGUCUGGCAGCUCGGUGUCCAUCAUGGUGGCCAACGUGCUCCGGCUCUUCGCGAUCCCCCAGAUCAGCUACGCCUCCACUGCCCCGGAGCUGAGCGACAACAGCCGCUAUGAGUUCUUCUCCCGUGUGGUUCCCCCUGACUCCUACCAGGCCCAGGCCAUGCUGGACAUAGUCAAAGCCAUGGGCUGGAACUACGUCUCCACGCUGGCCUCCGAAGGCAACUAUGGAGAGAGCGGCGUGGACGCGUUCAUCCAGAUAUCCAGAGAAGCAGGAGGGUUGUGUAUUGCACAGUCCAUCAAGAUCCCCAGGGAACCCAGACCAGGAGAGUUUGACAAAAUUGUUAAGAGACUAAUGGAGACGUCCAACGCUCGAGGGGUCAUCAUCUUCGCCAAUGAGGAUGAUAUCAAACGGGUGUUACAGGCGGCAAAAAGAGCCAACUUGACAGGCCACUUCCUCUUUGUUGGCUCUGACAGCUGGGGGGCCAAAAGCUCCCCCAUUGAAGACCAGGAAGAGGUGGCCGAGGGUGCUGUCACUAUCCUGCCCAAAAGAGCAUCUAUUGAUGGGUUCGAUGAGUACUUCACUUCGAGGUCGCUGGAGAACAACCGAAGGAAUAUCUGGUUCGCCGAGUUCUGGGAGGAUGACUUCAAAUGCAAGCUGACCCGACCUGGCAUAAAAUACGACCCUGAUCGGAGGAAAUGUACAGGUGAAGAAAGAAUCAGUCAGGACUCUCAGUAUGAGCAGGAGGGAAAGGUGCAGUUUGUGAUUGAUGCUGUGUACGCCAUGGCACACGCUUUGCACAGCAUGCAUAUGGACCUCUGUCCAGGAUCCAUGGGUGUGUGUGAGAAGAUGGACCCCGUGGAAGGGCGGAUGCUUCUCCAGUACAUUCGCUCUGUAAACUUCAACGGCAGUGCAGGAACCGCAGUGAUGUUCAACGAGAACGGGGACGCUCCUGGGAGGUACGACAUCUUCCAGUACCAGAUGUCCAACGUUAGCAACCCUGGCUACAGAGUCAUCGGUCAAUGGACAAACCACCUGAGACUCAAUCUGGAGGACAUGCAGUGGUCUGGGGGUGAACAGAAGGUCCCAGACUCGGUCUGUAGUUUCCCAUGUGAGUCUGGAGAGAGGAAGAAGAUGGUGAAGGGCGUUCCUUGCUGCUGGCAUUGUGAGCUCUGUGAUGGCUACCAGUUUGUUCUGGAUGAGUUCACCUGUGACAUGUGCCCCUUUGACAUGAGGCCCUUAAAGAACCGAACAGGUUGUCGACCCACACCUAUCAUCAAACUAGAGUGGAGCUCUCCUUGGGCCAUUAUCCCUGUCUUCCUGGCAAUACUGGGGAUCCUGGCCACAACUGGAGUUAUUUCUACCUUCGUCCGUUUCAACGACACUCCCAUUGUUCGUGCGUCUGGCCGAGAGCUCAGCUAUGUGCUGCUGACGGGCAUCUUCCUCAUCUACCUCAUCACCUUCCUCAUGAUUGCAGAACCAAGUGUGGUAGUGUGCGCCUUCCGCAGGCUGCUGCUUGGGUUGGGCAUGUGCAUCAGCUACUCCGCCAUGCUCACCAAAACCAACCGCAUCUACCGCAUCUUUGAACAGGGCAAGAAGUCAGUCACACCUCCCAAGUUUAUCAGCCCCACCUCUCAGCUGCUCAUCACCUUUAUACUCAUCUCAGUCCAGUUACUGGGCGUGUUUGUUUGGUUUGGUGUGGAGCCUCCUCACACCACCAUUGACUAUGAGGAGCAGAAGCCUCCAAAUCCUGAGUUUGCUCGUGGAAUCCUGAAGUGUGACAUGUCUGACCUGUCACUCAUACUGUGUCUGAGCUACAGCAUUUUGCUGAUGAUCACCUGCACAGUGUAUGCCAUAAAAAGCAGAGGCGUUCCCGAGACAUUCAACGAGGCCAAGCCCAUCGGCUUCACCAUGUACACCACUUGCAUCAUCUGGCUGGCCUUUGUGCCCAUCUUCUUUGGAACAGCACAGUCAACAGAGAAGAUGUUUAUCCAGACCACCACCCUGACAGUCUCCAUGAGCCUGAGCGCCACCGUAUCCUUGGGCAUGCUCUACAUCCCCAAGGUCUACGUCAUCAUCUUUCACCCGGAACAGAAUGUCCAGAAGAGGAAACGCAGCUUCAAAGCUGUGGUGCAGGCGGCCACCGUGUCCACACGCCUGUCCCAGAAGUCCAGCGACAAGCAGAACGGAGAGUCCAAGGGGGAGCCCAGCAGGUCCCAGUGACAUGAUGAAAGGAACCCCACGGUCCUGCUACCUUAGAUUAGAACUGGAACCAAAACACACACACACGCACGGACUGCAAGAACACUGAGUCAUCGAAGAUGGACCUAUAAAAUUUACCGUUGUCUUUUCUAACGUCCACUCUCCCUGGGAAACGGUUUGUUUCUUGUUUUUUUAGCUGAGCCCAGCAGGAAGCAGUACAGUCCUGUGAAACUAUGUUCACCCCUAAAAGAUCUCAUCUGUGUUUCCUCUUGUCUCACUCUCAGCCAGAGUAUGAAACCUGGUCCUGUGUGAUUAAAUGUAUUAACGGCGUUUAACCAGAUUAUUUGGAAAGUGGUGUUCAGGCUCACUAACCACACUCAGAUCUGAUUACUUCAGUAGAACCUGACAACACGAUGACUGCAAGAUCUCAAAGAGCAGCUCGCCCUGCCCAAUCUAAAGAUCUAUGUUCUAGAGGUCUAUGUCCACGACUGAGGAGGGAAAGUGGUUGGCCACUGAUUGGAAGGUAUGCAGUUCAGUCCCAGGCCCGGCGGACCAUAGGUUGAAGUAUCUUUGGGCAAGGUGCAGAACCCUGAAGCUGUUCCCUGGGGAGGGGUCAGAUGCAGACAAAUCCUUUACCUAAGGGGAUCUAUAAAAGUAUGAAUAUUUAUCGUUAAAAUAAAACAAAACAUGGCUUCUAUGGGAGAGUUUAGAGACCAAAACAACAACUCGUCUAACAUAUAUCCCCAAAAAAGUCUUAAUGAUCCAAAGGACUUCUGGGUAAAUAAUCAGGAUUUAUGAUACAACAGCAGAACGUUCUGGAAGGUGAGUGUCCCGUUCCAUUUGGAGUCAAACGACAGCUUCAGGUCCACCCGCUGUAACCGAUAGAACCGUGAAUCCCGCUCUCUAGCAGAACAUCUGACCUUUGACCCUAAAGAGGCCGUUCAUGUUGAUGUGGCUGAAUUGAGACAAAAGGUGACUCCAGCUGUUGUUACAGCCGGGUUUUAGGUGUCAGCAGCUUUUAGCACAGAACCAGGUUGGUUUGGAAAUGCUUUUCUCUCAACUAUCAUUUAUGAACAUUUGGUUUGAACUCAGCUCAUCCUUGAGGCAGAAAUCUAGUUGCUGCCCCCAAAAGGCGUGAAAACCAAAAGCAGCAGACGUCUGUUGGGAGGGAACUACUGCAUCCAGCUCUGUAGGUGUCGGGGCAGACACACGGCUGAACCCUGGCUCCACAGGCACUGCAUGGAUUGUUAUUUGCACACAGGAAUUAUUCCAAAGUGUUUAUUUAAUGUUUUUUUCUUCUCUUCACACAGGAAUGAGAUAGAUUUACAUCCAUGGGAGGGUGUGACCCGUCUCAAAGCUUUAACGACUCUCGUACCGUUAGCUGUUGUUAUGAUACUAGCUGGUUCUUCAUCGUGGCACAAACAGGAUACUAGUGAUUGUGAACAGGAUGUUUAUCCUCUACCUGGCACUUCUACUUUGCUAUCAUGGAAAACAAUGCUUGGAAUUUCCCCAUAUUGUUUAAAUCUGCAGCGUUCUGUGGAAAGGUCAUCCAUGGGAAUCUGAUGGGUUGUGCCAUGAGAAGUCCUCCAUCAGAACUGUUUCAUGUAACAUUAAAAUAAGUGACAAGCUCACUAGUGUACAGCUCA
Messenger RNA from Nothobranchius furzeri (turquoise killifish), 6762 nucleotides. Lineage: Eukaryota; Metazoa; Chordata; Actinopteri; Cyprinodontiformes; Nothobranchiidae. The record is from RefSeq and is a predicted model, not a curated record.